UAGAAUCAGUUAUUUUUCCCGAUUGGAAAAACAGACCAGGCGACUGGUUCAAAAGAAUUUGCAUCAUCAACAGUACGAUCCCAUAGAUCUUUCAGUCACAGGCUCAAUGACAAAGAGAGAGGUCCAUGGCUAGAUCUCUCUCGCUUUCUAUUAAUACCCCCAUCGUGUUCGUGUCCUCCUCCGUUCUCUCAGAUUACUUUUUGCGUCCUAGCUAGCUGAAGCUCAGGCGCGAGCUGAACACAUACACGAGAGGAUAGAUAUGAGGUCGAUGAGCAUGGUGGAGGCGAGGCUGCCGCCGGGGUUCCGGUUCCACCCGAGGGACGACGAGCUCGUGCUGGACUACCUCUGCUGCAAGCUCUCCGGCACGGGUGGCGGCGGCGGCGGCGGUGUGGACAUGGUGGACGUCGACCUCAACAAGUGCGAGCCGUGGGAGCUGCCAGACGCGGCAUGCGUGGGGGGCAGGGAGUGGUACUUCUUCAGCCGGCACGACCGAAAGUAUGCGACGGGACAGCGCACCAACCGCGCCACGCGCUCCGGCUACUGGAAGGCCACGGGAAAGGACCGCGAGAUCAUCGCAGCCGCAGGAAACGGCGGAGAGGCGGUGAUCGUCGGGAUGCGCAAGACGCUCGUGUUCUACCGAGGGAGAGCGCCCAAGGGGAGCAAGACACAGUGGAUCAUGCACGAGUUCCGCCGGGCGGACCAGACGCCGCGCCGAGAGGCCGUCGAUGACCAUCAGCUGAUCGCCGGCCAGUACAACUUCUCGUCGACUCUCCUCGAGGAGGACUGGGUGCUAUGCAGGGUGUUCUACAAAAGCGUAGCCGGCGCUCCUCCAAGACUAUCAUCCUACAACGAAGCAGAAGAAGGUUCGCUGAACAGUGACCUCGGCCUCGGCGUGGCGCCGGCGCCGGCCAUGCUGCCAAUGUCUUCUGCCGGCGUCGCGCCCGCGCCGUUGCUGUCCGUGAGCUUCGGGGACUUGUUUAGCGACAUUGUUCAGGGCAGCAGCAGCAGUGACAACCCGAGGCCGGAGCUCGCCGAGGUCGACUGGAGCGUCGUCGACGGCGGCGGCUACACGCGGCAGAGUGGCAUGUCGCACACAUGGAACCCGUUCUGAAUCUGAACUUCUGAAGCUAGGUAGCAGUGGAUGUGUGUACUAGUUGUAGUAUGUGGUGUACGUACGUUGUGCUUAAUUAUUCAGGUAGCAAUUCUUUCGCUUUUCUUUGACGGUGCAACUUUCUGGAAUCGACUUGUUUCAGAAUUCCUGUGCCGUGGUCAGCCACUCGGUGACACGUACGAUGUGCAUUGGUGAAAUGGCUUUGUCGUAGCAGGGGGCUUACUUUUCUGAAAGCGACUGAAAAUGUU
Messenger RNA from Brachypodium distachyon (stiff brome), 1359 nucleotides. Its product is annotated as NAC domain-containing protein 21/22. Gene Ontology annotation, biological process: regulation of DNA-templated transcription. Gene Ontology annotation, molecular function: DNA binding. The transcript has 3 exons. Lineage: Eukaryota; Viridiplantae; Streptophyta; Magnoliopsida; Poales; Poaceae. The record is from RefSeq and is a predicted model, not a curated record. Bases 260 to 1111 code for a protein of 283 amino acids.